GGCCGGACGGUGGCGCCGCCGCGGCUCUGGGGGCUCAGCGCGACGCCGGAGAGCGGGCGCGUCCGGACACCACGGUGGUGGGUCCGGAUGCCGGCAGGAUGGUGCUGGUCCCCAUCGUGGUGCUCUGGGCCCUGGCUGCUGCAGACCAGUCCCCCGUCACCAUCACCGUGUCCAUUGGGGAUGACGCCUGCCUGCCCUGCAGCACCCAGCCUUGGGGUCACCUGCGGGGGGUCACCCUCAGCUGCACCCACCACAAUGGGACCCACCAACCCAUUCCCGUCCUCCGGCACCGCCUGGGCUGGCUCCCACCGGAGCCGGGCUGGAGCCCACCAGAGGAGCCCGACAACCGCUUUAAGGGCCGGGUGUCCUUCUGCGCCGGGGGGCCGGAGGGCGCCGGCCUGGCCCUGCUCCUGAGGAACCUCAGCGAUCCCGACUUCGGGAAUUACUCCUGCUACGUGGCCGGUGCUGCCCCCCCGCAGCUCCUCUGCAGCCUGGUCCUGCAGCCCACGGCGGGCGAGGUGCCCAGGGGCGCGGAGCCGGACAUGAUCACGGUGGUGUGCGUCCUCGUGGCUGCCUUCACGGCGGUGGCCAUCGGGGUGGUGAUGUGCUGCCGCUGCGGGUGCUGCGGGAGGCGAGGAGCAGGAGGAGGAGGAGCAGGAGCAGCACCGGUGGCUCUGGGUGACAUGAAAAGUUCCAGCGUCUGAGGCCACCCCAGCCCCAGCAGCUCCGGUGUGCCCAGGACAGCAUGCGGCCCCGGCUCCUUCAAUAGGAUCUGGGGGGACAAGGACCCUG
This is a messenger RNA of Pezoporus flaviventris, 792 nucleotides long. RefSeq lists its product as uncharacterized. The record is from RefSeq and is a predicted model, not a curated record. The transcript has 5 exons. Lineage: Eukaryota; Metazoa; Chordata; Aves; Psittaciformes; Psittacidae. The coding region runs from base 99 to 704 and encodes 201 amino acids.